This is a messenger RNA of Ciona intestinalis (vase tunicate), 539 nucleotides long. RefSeq names its product U6 snRNA-associated Sm-like protein LSm3. Gene Ontology annotation, biological process: mRNA splicing, via spliceosome. The record is from RefSeq and is a predicted model, not a curated record. Lineage: Eukaryota; Metazoa; Chordata; Ascidiacea; Phlebobranchia; Cionidae. Gene Ontology annotation, molecular function: RNA binding.
UUGAGUAUUAUAGUGUGUAGCAGUGUAGGAAAUUGUGAUCAAAAAUGGCGGAUGAUGAAGACCAACAACAAGCGCCAGCGAGUCAAACUGUUGAAGAGCCUUUGGAUUUAAUUCGCUUGAGUUUAGACGAGCGUGUGUACGUCAAAAUGCGCAAUGAGCGCGAGUUGCGUGGACGACUGCACGCGUACGAUCAGCAUUUGAACAUGGUGCUGGGAGAGGUGGAAGAAACGGUCACGGCUGUCGAAAUUGACGAGGAAACUUACGAAGAGAUCUAUAAGCAGACCAAGAGGACUAUCCCAAUGCUCUUUGUCAGAGGAGACGGUGUCAUCUUGGUCUCCCCUCCACUAAGAGCUGGAGCAUAGAGAGGCAGAGUGGCCAUGAAAAGAUUUGGAAAAAAAUCGAACUCAUCGGGAAUUUUGAAAUUUUCAAAAAUGGUGCUCUGAAUCGUUAGGGACAUUGUAAAAUAAUGUCAAAAAAAGAAGAAAAACUAUUAACAAGGGAACUAUUUCAUUGUUGUUGUGUCCUUUUUUAAGUAAAUU